AUGGCAGCGGCUCUGAACCGGUUUAUCAGCAAAUCCUCAGACAAAUGCUACGCAUUCUUCCAUGCCUUGAAAGGCAAGAGUCGACACAGUUUUAAAUGGACCAUGGAUUGCGACUCCGCCUUGACCGAACUUAAAGAAUACUUAAGCUCGGCCCCUCUACUUGUGAAACCAAAGGAGUACGAGACCUUGUACCUAUACCUUGUCGUCUCCGCCCACACAGUCAGUUCAGCUUUGGUACGGCGAGUGGGCACAGAUGACUUGCCCAUCUACUUCACAAGCAAAACACUCCUCCCAGUGCAAACACGAUAUCUACCACUUGAGAAAUUGGCACUCGCUCUCGCUGAUCUCUCCAAUAGGGUCUCUAAAUGGACAGUCGAAUUAGCAAACUUCGACAUCCGUUUCGAGCCACGAACGACAAUUAAGGGUCAAAUUCUCGCUGACUUCAUCGCAGAAUUAACACCGAAAGGUACGGAUACUCUCAACACUCCCACUCCUCAACCUAUCACAGAAUCAACAAAAGUACCAAUGCCUUGGCAACUCUUUCAUGGUGACAGCUGGCGACUACAUGUCGACGGGGCUUCCAACAGCAAUGGGGCCGGAGCAGGAGUUGUCUUAGUUUCCCCUUGUGGCACACUUCAUGAAAGCUCUCUAAGCAUCGACUUCCCCACCACCAAUAAUGAAGCUAAAUACGAAGCCAUCCUUGCUGGCUUAUGCUCCGCAGUUGCGAUGAAAGUUUCCGAUCUUGUUGUCCAUUGUGACUCCCAACUCACAGUUAACCAAAUCAACCGUGAACACAACGCGCAUGCAGACGCACUUGCCGGCCUUGCCUCAGCUUCUAAGGCCUCUGAAUUUAGGACUAUCAACUUCGGCAGUAUCGACCACCCAAGCUUUGACACCACUCCAGAGGUCCUCAAUGUCGAACUCGGUCCAAGCUGGAUGGACGAGAUCAUUACGUUUCUCAAGCAUGACACUUUACCAGUAGACAAGAAGGAAGCUUACCGCAUCAGGAACAAAGCCGCUUACUACUGGCUCUCCGAAAGUGGCCAACUCUAUAGGAAAUCUUUCUCGAGCUCUUAUCUCCUCGUUGUCCACCUAACCCAGAACAUGAAGAAAGACUGCGGGGAAGUCGCCCACAAAUGCCGACCAUGCCAACUUUUCUCCCCUAUCCCAAAGCAACCAGCCCAGAAUCUUUCCCCCAUCAUAAGUCCUUGGCCCUUUGCACAAUGGGGGCUUGAUAUUGUGGGAAAGCUACCAACGGCCCCUAGAGGCUUCAAAUUUCUGAUCACAGCAACAGAUUACUUCUCAAAAUGGGUAGAGGCUGAACCUCUGGCAACAAUCACUGAAGCCGACAUAAGAAGAUUCGUCUGGAGAAACAUCGUCACUAGAUUCGGUGCCCCCUACGAAAUUGUCUCAGACAAUGGAAGCCAAUUCGUCGGCAAAGACUUAACCAUUCUCUGUGCCAAAUUUGGUAUACGCUUCUUCAACUCUACUCCAGCUUACCCACAAGGAAAUUGCCAAGUUGAGGCCACAAACAAGACUGUCUGUGCCGAGAUCAAGCAUCGGCUAAACUCCAAAAGAGGAAAAUGGGCUGAGGAACUGCCACGUGUUCUUUGGGCUUACCGUUCUACCCCGAGGCGCUCAACAGGCCAAACGCCCUUCUCAAUGGCAUUCGGCAUGGAGGCCGUAAUCCCACUAGAGUCCAGGUUCCCCACUCUGAGAAUAGAGAACUUUGAUCCAAAGACUAAUGAUGAAGCCGUAGAGCAGGAACUGGUCUUGGCAGAAGAGAAGCGCGACGAUGCUUAG
Molecule: messenger RNA, 1803 nt
Organism: Rhododendron vialii
Lineage: Eukaryota; Viridiplantae; Streptophyta; Magnoliopsida; Ericales; Ericaceae
Exons: 4
Coding region: 1-1803 (600 amino acids)
Biological process (GO): DNA integration
Molecular function (GO): nucleic acid binding; RNA-DNA hybrid ribonuclease activity
Source: RefSeq, a predicted model, not a curated record